AUGUCUGUUGCAAACAGCAGCCACCUUACAAGAUGGCUCCUAUCACUCCCGCCCGUCGAAUUCGUAAUGCAACAAUUACGCGAGACACUCAUCGGCAGUCUGAAAUGCGGUCCCAUUCCUAAGCACAUUGCAUUCGUCAUGGACGGCAACCGAAGGUACGCCCGAAAGAACAAGGUGGAGACAGUGGAAGGGCAUCAUCUGGGCUUUGAGGCAUUGGCGCGCAUACUUGAAGUGUGCUAUAAGAGCGGCGUGAAAGUGGUGACCAUUUACGCCUUUUCGAUCGAGAACUUCAAGCGGUCCAAGUACGAGGUGGAUGGAUUGAUGGACAUGGCCAAGACGAAAUUGGUCCAGAUGAGCCAACACGGAGAGUUGUUUGAUCGCUAUGGCGCCAGCGUGCGUAUUCUGGGCGAUCAUAGCUUGAUCCGUGAAGACGUGCUUGAGCAGGUCAAUCGCGCCGUGGAGAUGACGAAGCACAACCACGAGACUGUGCUAAACGUCUGCUUCCCAUACACCGGCCGGGAGGAGAUCACCCACAGCAUCCGCGAGACCGUGCGCGAGUUCAGCGAACCUCCCAAGCGCACCAGACAAAAGCGACCCUUCAGCGAAACCCACAUCCAGCGUAACAUCCUGAACCGGACGCUAUCCGCCCAAGACCUCGAAACCUCCUCCAACAUCCAGUACAACUCCAGCCAGACCAGUCGCAACUCCUCGCCCAUCCACAAAGCCCACUCGACCACGAGCAUCAGCAGCAGCAGCAACGGUCGCUCGAGGAAAAACAUGCCCGACGCCGAGGCCAUCACCGCCGAGAUUCUCACGCGGAACAUGUACACGGCGGACGCGCCGCCGCUGGACCUGCUGAUCCGCACAUCAGGCGUGCAGCGAUUGUCGGAUUUCCUGCUGUGGCAGUGCCAUGAGACGACGGAGAUGCGAUUCCUCGGAUGCCUGUGGCCGGAGUUUGAUCUAUGGCAUUUCUUGCCUGUGCUCCUCGAGUGGCAGUGGAAGCAGCGGAGGGUGGCGGCGGAGAAGAGGAGUGCGUCAAAAGCUUUAUCGUAA
Messenger RNA from Dissoconium aciculare CBS 342.82, 1053 nucleotides. Its product is annotated as Undecaprenyl diphosphate synthase. Gene Ontology annotation, molecular function: ditrans,polycis-polyprenyl diphosphate synthase [(2E,6E)-farnesyl diphosphate specific] activity. The coding region runs from base 1 to 1053 and encodes 350 amino acids. The transcript has 2 exons. Gene Ontology annotation, cellular component: dehydrodolichyl diphosphate synthase complex; lipid droplet; endoplasmic reticulum. NCBI's taxonomy places the organism in Eukaryota, Fungi, Ascomycota, Dothideomycetes, Mycosphaerellales, Dissoconiaceae. The record is from RefSeq and is a predicted model, not a curated record.